AUGUGCAAGAAUGAUAUCGACUAUUUCAUGAAGAAGAUAGACAAAAUAGAUAAGAAAUUGAGGCCUUAUCUAAACGAUGUUGGUUACAGCAAAUGGACAAGAGCUCAUUACGGUAAUAACAGGCACGCAACCACGACGACCAAUAUUGUUGAAUCUCUCAAUUCAAAAAUACAAGCUGCCAAGGAUCUUCCAAUAACAACAUUGCUAGAGUACCUACGGUCAUUGGUUUCAAAUUCAACAGAUUACUUAAAAUCAGUGCUUGAUCAAACAACAACUUUCAUUGUCGACCUCAAAGAUAGAACGUGCACGUGUAGAAGAUUUCAGUUGGAUGGAAUACCAUGCCCUCAUGCAAUGGCAAUACUAAGGGAAAUAAACCAAGAACCUUAUAAGUUUUGUUCGAGUUAUUAUAAGAAAAAAACAUUGUUGAAGACUUAUGAGGAAACAGUAUAUCCAAUAGAAGAUCAAAAAAUGUGGACUAUACCAGAAGAAGUGGCAGAAAUGAUUGUAGCAACACUAAUUGGAAGAACAAAAUCUGAAAGGCCUAAGAAGAGAAGGUAUAAAUCUAAAAGUGAGAUUUCAAAUCAUAACAAAUGCAACAGAUGUAAACUGUAUGGUCAAAAUAGGAAGACAUGCAGAAGUAUGCCAAAGGCAAAUUAG
Messenger RNA from Mercurialis annua (annual mercury), 657 nucleotides. RefSeq lists its product as uncharacterized. NCBI's taxonomy places the organism in Eukaryota, Viridiplantae, Streptophyta, Magnoliopsida, Malpighiales, Euphorbiaceae. The coding region runs from base 1 to 657 and encodes 218 amino acids. The transcript is spliced from 2 exons. Gene Ontology annotation, molecular function: zinc ion binding. The record is from RefSeq and is a predicted model, not a curated record.